GGAGAACCUGGAGGACUUACUGUUGAUGAUACUCCAACUGAAUGCAUAAUUUCUUGGGGGCAACCAAGAGAGCCAAAUGGAGUGAUCACAAAAUAUACACUCUAUACAGAGGUCUUGAAAAUGGGCACAGAUGUUGUGGAUAAAACUGAUUGGACGGAAGUACCUGGUUGUCAAUUGCAGAUAACAUUUAUGAAGGCAGAGUUAGCUUCCUUUUCCAUAUUUCGUUACUCUGUCACUGCUUCGACUGCACCUGGCGAAGGGGUUACUGCUACCACUACAGACACCUGCGAAACACCACAAGGAGUGCCUGUUGAGCCAGAUACCAUACCUUCCCCUAGUGAUAAUGCAAUCUCUCAGACAAGCUUCAUGACAACGUUGCCGCCCCAUGAUGCACGCAAUGGGCCCAUUAGUUGUUGCGAGGUGAUUGUUGUAGAACUGCAAAGUGGUGAUGCAGACCUAGAUUCUUCAGACCCUAGUUACAGUCCUGCACAGAUCAUGAGCUACAAGGAAGCACAGAACACCAUAGGAACACCAUAUAGUGCUGUAGUAUUUAGCAACUGUCCAACUGAUGAAGUUAAAGUUGUUAUAGGUGCAACAACUGACAAUUCAUCGACCUGUUACACUGGAGGUUCGGCUGGAAGUGCUAGUAGAAGAAGGAGACAAACAACAAGUGCCAGUACUCUCACCGCCGUCAAUGGCCCUCUCAAUACCGGUGGGAUCUACUCUACCUUUGUCAGAGUCUAUACUCCCUCUCCAGAAGAUCCUCAGAUGGCCUUCUAUGAGAGUGGACCCUUCAUGGUCCCAGUCACUUUAAAAAGCAGUGACACGCCUGUGACUUUGACGAUCGUAUCUGUAAUCGUGAUUCUUGUUCUCAUCUGUGUCAUCAUGAUAUUCAUUUGUAUUCGAAAACGCAAAAGAUCUCGACAGCAAGGGAACAGGAGUUCUCCCAUCGCUUCGGCAAGCUUCACCACGACUCCCCGUAUGUGCACAGACUUGUUACCAGCAAAUUCACCAACAAGCUCUGGAAACCAACAAGUAGAAGAUGUAUACCAUGAAUAUGAAAGGGUGUGCGUUAGCGGGCAGGACUCGUCGAAAUCGAGCACCCGUGCGAACCAAGGAACGAGUCAGGGAAUCUCCUUGACCAAGACGAAGUCGACGUCGGAAAACGACCAGUCGCAUGAUUAUGAGAAUCCGUCCUUCGAUGAUAAGGAAUAUACUGACCUUGAUUUCUCUCAAGUCAAGAAGGGUGGUGAUCCAACGAAGCCGACGUCCUCCGGUAAGGAAUAUACUGACCUCGAUUUCUCUAAGAUCGAGAAGGGCGGUGUUCCAACGAAGUCCUUUGACGGUAAGGAAGAUGUGGAUCCGGCCUAUGAAGUUUGUAUCAUAUAGAAUGUCAAUCAAAUAGAUUUCAAGUCUUUUACAAAAAUCGAAUUACAUCAAGAUAUACACUUGAAAUAUCUAUUGAAGACAGUCAUGAAGAUUAUCAUAACAAAGAGAAUUACCUUAUAGAUUUAUCAAAAGUAUGUACAGUCAAACCUGUUUAUAGCAACUGCCAAAGGGAAACACAAAAAGUUGUCUUUGU
This is a messenger RNA of Strongylocentrotus purpuratus (purple sea urchin), 1582 nucleotides long. RefSeq lists its product as uncharacterized. The transcript has 8 exons. Bases 121 to 1389 code for a protein of 422 amino acids. The record is from RefSeq and is a predicted model, not a curated record. Lineage: Eukaryota; Metazoa; Echinodermata; Echinoidea; Camarodonta; Strongylocentrotidae.